Molecule: messenger RNA, 1536 nt
Organism: Erythranthe guttata (spotted monkey flower)
Lineage: Eukaryota; Viridiplantae; Streptophyta; Magnoliopsida; Lamiales; Phrymaceae
Source: RefSeq, a predicted model, not a curated record
AUGGCUACACAAAGGCCCUUUCUCCUAUUCAUUUCACUUCAUUUGGCACUACUUAAUUCUUGCACUAAUUGCCUUAGUACUUCUUCAAAAUCAACAGGCUUCAGCCUAAAGCUCAUUCGAACAAAUUUCCGACCACUAAUCGAAACAAAUAUCGCAGAAAAUAAAUCAACUUCUUACUUCCCUAAUACAAUUCACCCUCGAAUCACAUUCACGAAUUUCCUUUACAUCAUCGAAGCAAACAUCGGCACACCAAGCACAAAAAAGGCCUUCAUUUUCGACACGGGGAGCGAGCUCACGUGGACACAAUGCACACCAUGCAUCAAUUGUUUCAAUCAAAAUUCCCCCCUCUUCGAUCCCAAAAGAUCCACAUCUUACAAAAAACUCUCCCCAAACCACCCCUCCGCUCGAUUUUUCAAUCGAUCAAAUAACGGGGAUUCCAUCUUCUACUUACUCUACGGAACUGGAGAAUCUUCAUCGGGAAUCGUAUCAACGGAAACUUUCAGUUUCGCUUCGGACAAAAGAGGGGUCCGCGAGAGCAUAAAAGGGGUCAUGUUUGGAUGCGCGAAUAACCAACGUGGCAAAUUCAUGAGUUGGAUAACGGGUAUAAUGGGCAUGAGCAGAUCUCCACUCUCAUUGAUAGGACAAAUGGGGGCAAAAUCGUCACAAAAAUUCUCCUACUGCUUGCCACCUGUCACCUCCCCAAUCAAGACAACAUUCUUAAGAUUCGGCAAAAACGUUAAAACGGGAAGAGGCUUAAGAGAAUCUAGCUUCAUAAACAGCAUCGAUUAUAACUACAGGGUGAAUUUACUCGACAUAAGCAUAUCGGGGCGGCGUUUGAACCUGCCAAACGGGACCUUCGCGAGGGGAUGCAUGAUGGAUGUGGGGUCCAGCGGUAGCUACCUCGAGCCGCAUGCGUAUAGCGAAGUUGUGAGAGUGCUGAGUCAUCAUUUUGAUUGGUUUAAACUCAAGAGAGUGAACGUGCCAGAGGGCCGAUUGUGCUACCGUUUCGUGAGGGCGUUUAGGUAUUAUCCAAACAUGGUGUUUCAUUUCCAAGGAGGGGAUUUCGAGAUUGGGCCGGAGAAUUUGUUUCAUUUCACGAGCGAUCGGUUUUGUCUGACGAUGCUUAGGAAUGAUCGGAUGACCAUACUAGGUUCUUUCCAACAGCAAAACGUUAGGUUUGUGUACGAUAUUGGCAAUCAGAAGGUCUUGUUUGGUUUCGUUCUCCAGAAAACGAAAACCCCAAAGAGUUUGAAGGUUUCGUUCGCUGAUUUUGAAGGUUUCGUUUUCUGGAGAACAAAACGUUCAAACAAUUUGAAGGUUUCGAGAGUCGUGAUUAGACCUCACCGAGAGUCCGAGGUUGUGGCCGGUCGACUAGGCCGUCAUCCUAUGAUUGUAUCUGAGCAGCGUAGGAGAGUUAGUGAGAGACCACCCGAUGUACCUGAUGUACCCGAUAUAGUAGGGACGUUGAGAGAUGUGGCAGGGAUUUCGAGAGAUAUAGGGUGGCCUUCUCGGAUCCCCUACGAUGACGGACGAUGA